Messenger RNA from Aspergillus lentulus, 606 nucleotides. The record is from RefSeq and is a predicted model, not a curated record. Lineage: Eukaryota; Fungi; Ascomycota; Eurotiomycetes; Eurotiales; Aspergillaceae.
AUGAAUCCUGAAUACGACUAUCUCUUCAAACUCCUUCUCAUCGGAGACUCUGGCGUCGGAAAGUCUUGCUUGUUGCUUCGAUUCGCCGAUGAUACGUACACAGAAAGUUACAUCUCCACCAUCGGUGUCGAUUUCAAAAUCAGAACUAUUGAACUCGAUGGGAAGACGGUGAAGCUCCAGAUUUGGGACACAGCAGGUCAAGAACGUUUCCGAACCAUCACAUCGUCUUAUUACCGUGGCGCCCAUGGCAUCUGUGUUGUUUACGAUGUAACCGACAUGGACUCUUUCAACAACGUGAAGCAGUGGCUUCAGGAAAUCGAUCGCUACGCCACAGAAGGGGUCAACAAGCUGCUUGUGGGUAACAAGAGCGAUAUGGAAGACAAGAAAGUCGUGGAGUACACCGUAGCCAAGGAAUUCGCCGAUAGCCUUGGAAUUCCUUUCCUUGAAACCUCAGCCAAGAAUGCUUCCAAUGUUGAGCAGGCUUUCUUGACCAUGGCUCGGCAGAUCAAGGAGCGUAUGGGAACUGCCACUGUUAACAACAAGCCGACUGUGCAGGUCGGUCAGGGUCAGGGUGUUCAAUCUGGAUCCGCAGGCGGUUGCUGCUAA